CUCGCUCCCGCCUCACAAGCAAUCCUGUUCUUCCCUCUUUUCUCCAAUUCUCUCUCCUCUUCCCCUUCUCUUUCUCCUCCCACCUCUCCUCCUCCCUCUCCCUCCCCCUCCCCCUCUCCCUCUCCCUCUCGACAAUUCGUCUCCUCCGCCAUGACGAAUAUCCAUCCCGAGUCCCCAGAGGACUUCGAGUUCAUUGAAACUCCACCCGCCUCCUGCACGACUCCCGCCGAUGAUUGCGGUGUGCGGACUACCUCGUAUCCGGCCAUCAAAAAUGCCCCCGUCCCCGCGGAUUCUCAGGGUAGCGAUAGCUUCUCCAACACCCUCCUCUUCGCUCUCCUCAUCCUUGUCCCAUGGUACCUCGCCCGCCAGAUCGGUGGUGGUUUCUACACCACCAUCUUCUUCGCCAUCUUCACCACCGUCCCCAUUCUGAUGGGCUUCUGGUCCAUCGCCUCUUCCAUCUCUCCCCGCAAGAACGAAAAGGCCAAGUAUGCUGGUCGCCCCGUCGAGUACUACCUGAAUUUCCACAGCGAGCAUGAUCGUACUGCCUACCGUGGCAAGAGCAAGAUUCCCAUGGAGGUCUUCUACGAGAAGUACUUCAAUGGCGAGGUGGACUUCAAGUGUGAUGCCCUGGAGGCUCUGGAGUUCAGACACGACUGGGCCAACUUCCGCUUCACCAUGGGUCUCUACAAGCACUUCCUCUUCGGUUUCAUCCCCGAGAUGCUGAUGCACACCCGCUCCCAAGAUGAGGAGCAAGUUCGUGACCACUACGACCGCGGUGACGACUUCUACGCUUGGUUCUUGGGCCCCCGUAUGAUCUACACUUCCGGUAUCAUCAGCGACCCCAACAAGGAAGAGACUCUGGAGGAACUGCAGGACAACAAGCUGGCUGUGGUUUGCGAAAAGAUCGGCGUUAAGCCCGGUGACACUGUCCUUGAUCUCGGUUGUGGCUGGGGUACUCUGGCCAAGUAUGCUUCGGUUCACUAUGGCGCUCAGGUCACUGGUAUCACCUUGGGUCGCAACCAGACUGCCUGGGGUAACAAGGGUCUCCGCAAUGCCGGUGUUGAUGAGUCUCAGAGUCGUAUCCUGUGCCUUGAUUACCGUGACGCUCCUCGGGUUGAUGGCGGUUACAAGAAGAUCACUUGCCUUGAGAUGGCCGAGCACGUCGGUGUCCGUCACUUCACUUCCUUCCUCUCUCAGGUCUAUGACAUGCUGGACGACGAUGGUGUCUUCUUCCUGCAGAUCGCUGGUCUGCGCAAGUCUUGGCAGUACGAGGAUCUCAUCUGGGGUCUUUUCAUGAACAAAUACAUCUUCCCUGGCGCUGACGCUAGCACUCCCCUUGGCUUCGUUGUUGACAGACUGGAAGCUGCUGGUUUCGAAAUCAAGGCCAUUGACACUAUUGGUGUUCACUACUCUGCUACUCUCUGGCGCUGGUACCGGAACUGGAUGGGCAACCGUGACAAGGUUGAGGCCAAGUACGGCAAGAGAUGGUUCAGAAUCUGGGAAUACUUCUUGGCUUACUCCACCAUCACCUCCCGCCAGGGUGGUGCUACCUGCUGGCAGCUUACCCUCGUUAAGAACAUCAACUCUACCCACCGUGUUGAGGGUAUCCCCAGCCAGUAUGGUCUCAGCGGUGCCCGUGAGGCCGCCAUCACCCGUGCCGGCACCGGUGCUGUCCCCAAGGCUCACGUUCCUAACAAGGCUUAAAUGUACGCUUACGACAAUAUGCCGGUCGAAUAGGCGUCUUGACAUAUCCGACAGCCUAUAGCACUGAAUUACCGUCCAUCUAGAAGGCUGUUGCACUUUCUAAAACAUCGAUUCCAGUAAACGAACUGGAAGAUCUGGACAGUGGAAGUGAACAAAGGAGGAUGACAACGAUGUCUCAAUUUUUUCUUAUCUAAGGUAUGCCUGAAUGAGAGGAGUGGGAUUUCUUUUCUCAUAUGGAAAUGGAAAUGAACGACACAUUACUUUUUAUGUACAAUGUUUCUGACCUAUAUACUACUUCUUUUCACUUCUCCGAAAAGGCUGUAUGUAAUUGAUAGCAAUCAGAAUGAAAUCAUGUAAUAAUGAAAAUAGAAGAUGUGAUCUGCAGCGUCUACGUCCGUUGUGAUUGG
Molecule: messenger RNA, 2111 nt
Organism: Aspergillus vadensis CBS 113365
Lineage: Eukaryota; Fungi; Ascomycota; Eurotiomycetes; Eurotiales; Aspergillaceae
Product: putative cyclopropane-fatty-acyl-phospholipid synthase
Exons: 4
Coding region: 151-1704 (517 amino acids)
Biological process (GO): cellular response to biotic stimulus
Source: RefSeq, a predicted model, not a curated record